GAAUCUUCGGCCUGGCCGCUGCCGUUCUUCAUGCAUGCAGCAUACAGCACACAAUAACAGCCUCAAUGUAAGAGAACAUUCCGCCAACAAGCGCGGAAGCAGGACCUCUGGACGCCAAGGCCCACCAAGCGAGUCUGCAGGUACUGUCAAGGAGGGGGAGCUUGGCAACGGCCGCCAGAGCUCCUCUCUGGUGACAGUGACAAUCCGCCGGCCACUGGUUGACCAUGACAGGGGAGCCUACAGGAGGGGGUGGCGACCCAAGAAGCCGCUUGCUCAGCCCAGCCGAGUGGAGUAUUCGAGCAAAUGCCUAUUUGAGCCAUCUCCAUGGUCUAAAACUUGGGUGUCCCGGGAAGAAGGGGGGACGGCGUUUAAGGUUCUCACGCUCUCAGCCACUGGGUCGGUUUGUCGUGGACAGUCACUGAUCCAGGCGUGUCGUAGGGGACCAGCCGAGAUUUGGAGCAAACACGCCCCAGCAGCGUGGGAAUGAGACGACUUGCCGGUUGAUAAUUGCUUCUGGGCAGAAGGGGGCGUGUGGCCUCAAGCAUGGCAUCACGAGCCUGGGAUGCAAGUCCUUGAGGAAUCGGAGACUUUUCUUCUGUCGUGCUGUCGUCCUGUACAUAGUACUGCCUCGCGGCUUGACAAUGGGUCGAGACAAUGUCAAUU
This is a messenger RNA of Ilyonectria robusta, 663 nucleotides long. RefSeq lists its product as uncharacterized. Lineage: Eukaryota; Fungi; Ascomycota; Sordariomycetes; Hypocreales; Nectriaceae. The coding region runs from base 35 to 487 and encodes 150 amino acids. The record is from RefSeq and is a predicted model, not a curated record. The transcript has a single exon.